This is a messenger RNA of Cucumis sativus (cucumber), 1576 nucleotides long. RefSeq names its product organelle RRM domain-containing protein 1, chloroplastic. Gene Ontology annotation, molecular function: RNA binding. Gene Ontology annotation, cellular component: mitochondrion. The transcript is spliced from 9 exons. The record is from RefSeq and is a predicted model, not a curated record. Gene Ontology annotation, biological process: cytidine to uridine editing; mitochondrial mRNA modification. Lineage: Eukaryota; Viridiplantae; Streptophyta; Magnoliopsida; Cucurbitales; Cucurbitaceae. Bases 146 to 1330 code for a protein of 394 amino acids.
UAAACUUCAAUAGCAAUUUGCAAUUUACAUAUCGAUUUCACUUUCAUAACUCAAACUGAAGUCGGUACCUCAAAAGAACCAACGUUUUAGAGCCCCAUUUACCGGUGAGGUGUUUGCUUGAUUGCCACCAUUCAAGCGUGCUCCAAUGGAGCUACUCUCUCCCACACCCACAACGAAUUUCUCAUUCCAUUCCCUCAAACCCCAUUUCCAAUCCUCCGCCAUUAACAUCAGUUUCCCUCUACCUUUAAGUAAAACGAAAAAGUUCCUACUUUCUUCUUCUUAUCUAUACUCCACUGUUCCUCUUCGCUGUUCUGUUGCAGUUAAUUUAGCUUCAACAUCCACUCCUUCUACUUCUUCUCUCUGGUCUCCGACUUUCGGCGAAAACCGCCACUGGAGGGUCCUCAUGGAGAGACCCCCAUCAGGGCUCAAUUCAAAACCACAAGUCAUUGAUUAUUACGUCAAAGCCUUGGAAAGAGUUUUGGGCAGUGAGAAGGAUGCUCAGAUGUGUAUUUAUGAUGCUUCCUGGGAUACCCGCUUUGGAUUUUGUUGUGACAUUGAUGAACAAGCUUCCAUUGAGCUUGCAAGAGUACCGGGGGUUAUAUCCGUUGAGCCUGACCCGAACUUCAGCUCCAUAGAGAAGGAUAAUGGUUCUUCAACUCCUCCAUUGAAUCUGAAAUCAUAUUCGCAAAAUGGCAGCAGGGUAUUGUUCCCUUUGGGGAAUACCAAGCAUUGGCUUGUUCGAAUAGACAAGCCAGGUAUUGGGGUGGUUACCAAGGCGCAAAUGGUUGAUUAUUAUGUUGAGAUACUGACCAAAGUUCUGGGGAAUGACAAGGAUGCCCAAAUGUGUAUAUAUCACGUUUCCUGGCAGUCUAGCUUUGGUUUUUGUUGUGAAUUGGAUGAGGAAUGUGCGCGAGAACUAGCCGGUGUUCCUGGUGUUUUAUCUGUUCAGCUAGAUGCAAACUUUGAGGCAGAGAAUAAGGAUUAUGGAGGUAAUAUUGCCAAGAAUCCUUCGGAUCUACCAGAUUCUUCAGGAACACAUCAAACAACUCCUGUGAAAACAAAGAAACUAUUUAUAACUGGACUUUCAUUUUAUACAUCAGAGAAAACCUUACGUGCUGCAUUCGAAGGCUUUGGCAAGCUCGUUGAAGUUAAGAUCAUAAUGGACAAAAUCUCCAAAAGGUCCAAGGGCUAUGCAUUUGUAGAGUAUACAACAGAGGAGGCUGCCAGUGCUGCCCUCAAAGAAAUGAAUGGCAAGAUCAUCAAUGGCUGGAUGAUAGUUGUCGAUAUUGCUAAGCCUAGUCCUCGUAGAUACGGUGGAAACCGCUCCUGACCAUAGGUAAAAGUAUUUGUCUACUUCGACGUCAAAUUUUGAGUAAUCAGUUAGAAACUUAGAAUUUACAAGUUUAGCUCAUAAUGUUUGAGCCUUGAGACUUGGGAGAUAGUCAUUCAGCUCAGUGCCAAUUUGAGGCAAGAGAAGAAUUAUGGAAUUUUAGAUGAAAUUACAAUUAAUAUGCACAUAAUAUAAAAGAAUUAGGAAGAGUAAAACUUACUACAUCUUCCUUAAAAUAUUGAUAAA